UUAUCAUUAGGUUGCUAGACAACUUGUGAAGCCAGUAGAGGUGGCCUGUUUAAAUAGCCACUAGGUAAAUAUUUUAUCUGUGAAUGAACACGUGAAUUGUACAGCAAGUCAUAUUUGACAAGGAUAUGGACUAGGCUACUUGUUGGAGGCUGAACCGCCUCUGCUGCAGAAAUGUUUAUUUUGGCCUCUGGGAAGAAAGCUGCAUGUGCGUGUGCGCGCGCAAAAGCUCCGGAAAGGUGAGCGCUUGAUUCGACUACUCCAAGAAGCCGCCUCUGACAGUCUGUGGGAUUGCCCUGUGUUUCUUUUCUGCAGAAUCUAAAUAUAAGUCGAUGACAAAUCGUCCAAAUACAGUAGCAACCCAACUGCGAUGUGGGGGUGGUGCUGAGAGAACAGCUCCGUCUCCAAAGUCCCCCCUCUGUUGGAUCCGGAGUCCGCCAGGAGAAGGUCGCAGAGAGUCUCAGCUCCCACCUGCACUUUGAUGAUUUUUUUUUGUUGUUGUCUUUAUUAUCAUGAAGAGACAAAACGCCAGGACUCUCGCCCUCAUCAUCAGCAUCCUCACCUACCUGGUGGUCGGAGCGGCCGUCUUCGAGACCCUGGAGUCGAAACAGGAGAAGAGUCACAAGAGGAAGCUCGACGCCAGAAAGUACGAACUCAUGCGCAAAUACAACUUGACCAAAGAGAACUUCGAGGAGCUGGAGCACGUCGUCUUACAGCUCAAACCUCACAAAGCAGGGGUGCAGUGGAAAUUUGCUGGGUCCUUUUACUUCGCCAUCACUGUGAUUACGACAAUAGGUUACGGCCAUGCAGCGCCCAGCUCCGACUCAGGGAAAGUGUUUUGCAUGUUCUACGCCCUCCUGGGGAUCCCGCUCACCCUGGUCAUGUUCCAGAGCCUGGGUGAGCGGAUCAAUACGUUCGUCAGGUACCUGCUGCACCAAGCCAAGAAGUGCCUGGGAAUGCGUCAGACUGAGGUCUCCAUGGCAAACAUGGUGACCGUGGGCUUCUUCUCUUGCAUGAGCACCCUGUGCGUAGGGGCCGUGGCGUUCUCCCACUGCGAGGGAUGGAGCUUCCUCCACGCCUUUUACUAUUGCUUCAUUACGCUCACCACUAUCGGGUUUGGAGACUAUGUGGCUCUGCAGAGGGAUGACGCGCUGCAGAAUGACCCUCGGUAUGUGGCUUUCUGCUUUGUCUACAUCCUGAUGGGCCUGACUGUGAUCGGAGCGUUCCUAAACCUGGUCGUGCUUCGCUUCCUGACCAUGAACACCGAGGAUGAGCGGAGGGACGCCAAGCAGAGGGCCUUGAUGUCCGUCACUAAGCCCAGAGGAGAGGUGGCUCGCCUAAUACCAAUCUCAGCCUCAACCUCUUCCACACCUGUAGCAGACGACACUACAAAGGCUAAAGAUUUAAAAGGUGUCUACACUGAGGUGCUGCAUUUCCAGACUAUAUGCUCCUGCUUGUGGUACCGGAGCAAGGAGAAACUGCAGGGCUCCAUACCCACUAUGAUCCCUCAGGAGCUGACGUUCUCGGAUGCCUACUUGCAGCAGAACACUAACUGUCCUCACUACAUGGAGCCUGGAUCAACAGGCUGCGUUUGCAGUCCACGUCAGUGUUCAAGCAUAAGCUCCAUAACAACAGGCCUACACAUUCUCUCUCCGUUCAGGGUGUUUAAGAGACGCAGCUCCGUCUAGCCUUGCAAUACAGCAGAUUUCAGUACAGCACAAUGCAUCUACUGCCAAGUGGACAACAGAUACUUGGCAGUCCUCACAGCAAAGACAUGACUGCAAGUAGAUGUUUGUGGUGCUAUAAUCCCAGUAAACCAACAGUAGAACUCGCAAAAGGUAAAAGCACAUAAAAUACUGUAAACAGCAAAGUCUUACUCAAAUACGGAUUUGAGAAAGCACAGCAUGCAAUGUUUUGACUUGAGGUCUUAUUCAGGGGCGUCCCGUGUGCUUUGACAAAUCAUGUAGGAAGUCAUCUGGGUCACUACACAUGAACACAUGAACACGCUGCAGUACAUGUGGUGUACACAACGCAGAACAGCUGCUGCAGGAGGCGGUUCAGGUUGAGUCAACUGAGCAACGGCACAAUAAAAUAACUGAAACCUCUUAGACAACAGCUCUGCAGUAAAUUCCAAUGUUGUGUUUUUGUUGAUAAUCUCAGAGGUGCUGAUUCAGCUCAGGGGUUAUUGCUUAAAGUUGUAGUUUGUAAUGUUGUUUGUUUGUUGUUUUCCUAUGUUAGACACAUGUCUUGAUGAUUUUUUAGACAUUUCCCAUCAUAGCAAAUGUGACCGAUGCAGCACCAAUUUAGACAACGACUUUAUGGCGUCAUAUAAGUUGUCUUGUGUUGUCCUAAAAACGUAUCUAAACAAAUCGUGAUUGUCAGAACUUUAUUAAAGCUGCCACACACUGAUAACUCAAUAUGACUCAUUCCCUGUGUAGCUGCCUCUAUUGUGAUUUUCAGUGCUCUCUGCCCAAAUUGCUGGUGCAUCAGUCACAAACACUGCAAAAUUAUAUAACGUCACAAGUGGUGAAGUUCAAAAAAUCACGAUGACAUAUCCCAAACACUGUAAAACUGCAUUAGGAAAGAAGUACAGUAAUCAUAAGUAGCCACUCAUCAGCACUGACUGAAACACACUUAACUGGAUUUGUUCAACAACACUACAAACCACUGCUUUAAAAACCAUCAAUCAUCGGGCUAAAUCAACAACUCUGACAGUCUUAACAAAAACUGAACAUGAUUAGCUUUACCAACCUGGUAUUCCCUGCAGGGUUACUGUAUUGCAAGGUGUUUCCGUUACUUUGUCCACCCCUGUAGCUGAUGGUUGGUUACAUUAGUGGCUAUUUGGCACUGCUGGGUCCAGAAGUCAGUCUAGAGCAGGUCUGCUUCAUGGGGUUUCCAUUGUCAUGCUUUUACUACAGUAAAUACACACCAAACACCCAGGUACUUGUGAGGUACAGUUGUUGCACUAUUAAAGAAAUAAUAAACAUUUUGGGAAAUAAAUAAUAAUAAUAAUUUGCAGAGAGUUAGAUGAGAAGAUCGAUAUGAGUGUCAUGUCUGUGCAUUAAGUAUGGAGCUGGAGCUAGGAAGUGAUUAGUUUAGCUUAGAAUAACAACUGGAAGCAGGGAAAACAGCUAGCCUGGCGCUGGCCAAAGUUCCAAAAUACCUCUACCAACACCUCUAAAACUUUGUUUGUUUAAAGGAAUAGUUCAAUGUUUUGGGAAAUACGCGCUUAUACGCUGUCCUGCCAGAUGAGAAGAUCAAUCCCACUGUCACGUUUGAACGCUAAAUAUGAAGCUAAAGCCGAGAGUUAGAUGAGAAGAUUGAUACUACUCUGACUUUGUAUAUAAAUAUGUAACUUGUUAGCUAGUUACCUGGAGCCAGCCAGGAGCCGGUUAUUUUAGCAUAAACACUGGAAAAAGGGGGAAACACCUAGCCUGGCUCUAACAUGUUAUAUCUUGUUUGUUUAAUCUGUACAAAAAGUGCAAAACGAUGAUAUGGUUUAACACAGGGUUAUAUGCAAACUAUUCCUUCAGUGCCAACAAGACUCCAGGAUGUUAAUGCGCCAGGCCAAGAAAUAAUCCGGCACAUAACCUCCUGGAAAACCAAAAAUGUUGUGUGUUUUUGUACGGAUUCAACAAACAAGGUAUAUUGUGUUAAUUAGUGAGCUUUAGAGGUGCUGGUAGAUGGAUUUUGUUACCUUAGGACAGAGCCAGGCUAGCUGUUUCCCCCUGCUUCCAGUCAAUGCUACGCUAAGCUAAUCGGGGACUGGCUCCAGGUUCAUAUUUAGCAUACAGACAGCACUGGCCCGCUCUAUCGGCUGAAUAUGCAAUUGUGUAGGCUCCCGCGAAUCCUUUUUUUUAAUAAAAAAUGUUGAGACCCUCUCAAUGGGACUGUAUUUCACCAGCAGAGUAAACAUGAGGAUUGCUGAAUUGCCCCCGACAUUGUGCACAAAUGAAGAGAUCAAAAAUUCCACCUGCUUUCAUGUUGCAUUCUGUCAGGUCAACAGGCACUGCCAUCAACAAACAGCAGGGGUCAUGCAAGUAUGCUAAAUAAAUAUCAAAACCCAUCAAAAUGUAGGCCUACUGAAUUGAAAAAUAUAUUUAUAGAUUACAUUACAGUAAUCUACAGUUAUAUUUGCGGCAUCUAUAAUACCGCAAAUUCAAUUAACGCCAAAUAUAAAUGAACCAUUCAGAUUAUUAGUGCAAGAAUGAUUUCAUUUUUUUUCGAGAUUAUUUUGAAUUGUAUGACUGCUGGUGAGUGUUGGCUGGGUUGUAUUGUUUUUCUGCCAACAUGCCUGUCGUCAAGUUGUAUCACCCUCAUUUUUCGUUGACAGUUUAGAAAGACUUUUUGCCUUGAGGAUGUUGCUGAGACCUCUGAUUUAAGGUCUGAGGGCAUAAUUCUUAAUGUACAUCUAUUGAAUGAAGGCAUGCUAACUACAAAUGUGUAUGAUUAUGCCCACUUUACAGAUUACAGCAAUGUUCUUGCCACAGUGCGGUAGUACACUAUCAAAGGGUAUAUAUAUAUAUAUUAUAGUUAAACUAUAUAUAUAGUUUUAUUUCAAAGUUCUCGGCUCCAGGCAAAGUAAGGAGGGCCCCCACAGAAAAUGUUGCCUAGGGCCCCCUGUUGUCUAGAGCCGGGCCUGCGUACAGACAUGAGAGUGCUAUCGAUCUUCUUAUCUAACUCUUAACAAAAAAACAAGCAUAUUUCCCCAAAAUGUUGAACUAUUCCUUUAAUCAAUAUUCAAAGUGAAAUAUGUGUCAAAACGACAAUUUGUGAUUUUUUUUAGGGGGAGUUUUGUGUUGUAACUAUUUCUUGGGUAACAACAGCCGGAAACUGCCAGCAACGUUGCAACCAGCAGAGAAACUGCACAGAUGUUCUGGGUGAAUGGAUAAAAAUGUUGUUUGUCAAAGAGAUAGUUCUAGCAAACUCCCUCUAAAGCCACAGAUUGUAAUCUUUCGAUUUCUGUUUGUGUGCUGAUUUAAUAUAAAUAGAGUAGCAGGCAGGUGGAAUUUUUGAAGUUUGGACAGAGCCAAGCUAGCCGUUUCCCCCUGCUUCCAGUCUUUAUGCUAAGCUAGGCUAACCUAGCUUCCUGGCUCUAUACUUAACACACAAACAUGACAGUGGUAUUCAUUUUCUUAUCUAAUGCUUGGCAAGAAAACAAAUGAGUGUAUUCCCAAAAUAGUUGAAAUAUUCUUUUAAAGCCAACUGUCAAUCCCUCUGAACGCUAGCCUACUGUUCAAAAACCUGUCACAUCUUAACAUGUUGUUCCUUGUCAACAGCAGCAUUAAACACAGAACAACUGAAAUGAUGAAUUAUGAAAAGAAAUUACAGAUUAAACCCGUAAACAUGGAUCAUGAUUAUCUAUCAAAGUACAUGUUUGGGGUGUAAAUCUACUAUAUUUCUCUCCACUCCACUCUUUUGACCUGAAGGACCAUGAGGAACUCACAUCAACAUUCAGAUACGAAGUGUGCAGAGCUGCCCAAACCACAUCUGGAUCAAACUGGAGAUGCAAGCUAUUUUUAGCAGCAGUUUACAGUGGCAGAUGGGAGGGGGUCGUCUGUGUUUGGACAAUGGAUAAUAAACUGGUUGUCAGUCACCGCCAAUUAUGCCACAACAGACUUAGCCUCUCUGAUUGAUGGAAAAGGAAAAGAAAUCCACCCUCAGAUACUUUUCCUUGUAUUUCUGGGCCUAUUUUGUGUGGUGGUGUAUUUUUUCUGUAGGCGACAUGGUGUGACAUCACGUUAAGUUUAUUUCUGGCAGCUGUAAAUGAGAUUCGGGGAUCUGAUUAAUUUUGAAACUACAGUUCAACAAUCAUACAGUGAGAAAUCCAUCAUAGAUGAUGCAGAGAAACACCAGCAGUAGCCUCAACAGAAUGCAAUGCAGCCACAAUAUAUCUGUUUUGUUGAGCACACAAGUCUCACAUCUGUUAUUGCUUUGUCCACCGCUUAUAACCAACAACUGAUGCAGCAAAUUUUUACCUGUUCUCUUUGAAUUGUUGAAAGGCAUUUUGGAAAUUGUAGAUAAUCACCUCUCAGUGGGGAAAGAAGUACUCAUAGUAAAGGUGUCAGUAUAACAAUGUGCUUCAUUACAAGUAAAAGUCCUGCAUUCAAAAUCUUACUUAGGUAAAAGUAUUAUCAGUAAAAUGUACUUAAAGUAUCAAAAGUGGUCCCUGUGAGUGUUAUAUUAUUUUAUAUUACAAUAUGAGAUUGUUAUGACUGAUGCAUUCAUUUAUAAGCAGCAUUUUACUGUUGAAGCAGGUCGUGGUGGAGCUAGUUUUAAUUACUUUAUAUACAGUUUGUCCAGUGGUUCCAACCAACGGGUCAGGCCCCCCCAAAGGGGUCACAAGAUAAAUCUGAGGGACCCCCAAAAAAUGAAUGACAAGAUUUAAUUUAGACAUCACUCUUGAAAUAAAUCGAACAUCACAGAUUGAUGAUAUUCUGAAUAUCUGAAGGUGGAUUUUUUUUUUCCUUUUUACUGUCUGGCAUUUAUUGUUUUGCCUUGUUGGGUGAAAUACCACCCAUGUGACACACAAUGUACAAAAAAAUUGCUAAAAAUGACUUGCAAAUACUAUUUGAUCCAGGUCUGGUGUCUAUUGAGAAACUGAUCUCAUCUAUGUUAGGGAAACGGACCUGUUGUGUUGGACUGUAUUGUCCCUUACUGAAAUACAUGAGUACUAUUUGCACAUGAUAAUGGAAGAAAAAUGAUGAUUAUGAUGUGUUUUGCUUUUGACUUGCUUUUAACAAUAAGUGACCAAGAAAACAACAGCGUACUGUAUAUUUCAUGCAAGUACUGUAUUAGUUUUAAAGUAGAACUACAUCAGGUUGCACUAGCGUAAACAGGUUUCUCUGUUUUUUGCUUGGAAAAUAAAAUGUUUUUUAAAACGAUGACGGGGGCAAAAUAGUACUUGAACACACAAGAAGUACUUGAAAUAAUUGUAAGAACAUUUUUAUCUUAACUUGCCAAGGGAUGUGUGCACAGUUGAGACUAUUACAAGAUAAAUCAUGUGCAUCACAUCUAGUCCAAAACUUUACUGUACUAUUUUGCCCAAGUAUAGAAAAGAACUUCCACAGAAAACAUUAAAAACAUGGAUAUUUUAUCUAAAAAACUGCCUGUUACUGUUGCUUUACUGGAUGUCCUGAUCACCGGAUAACCACCUUAAAUUAAUUUUAAUUUAAAGAGAAGAUUUAUGAAAUAAAUUUCUGUAUACAAUAUAAGUACUGUAUAAGAUGUAGCCAUGUGAUGUUACCAUCUCCAUGCUGUUUCUUAACAUGUGCUGUGUGAGAAACGCCUGCUGAAUGUAUAGAAAUGACCGUUUGGUCCAGAUGGUUUCCCCCUGGGAAUUCUGACCUAAGUCCAGUUCCGGACAAUCUACAGCAGGUUAGUCACGAGCGGAAAGUAUGGCGGUGUAUCAUUAUGUCAUCGUUUGUGGCAGUAUGUAUAUUUGUUAUAUCCAACUCAUCAUCAUGUCGUACUGAAAGCAGGGGGUGGACAAAAUAACAGAAACCCUUCACAUUAAAGCAGCAAAUACUGUUUUGGAAAAGGUGUUAAUGUUGCGUUUUUAAUUAGGCCACCAGAACAGAGGUGCCACAGGUGUUGAUUCAGCCAAUUUAUUUGGUCAAGUCCAUAAUAUCUAAAUCAUUUCCUAAACAUUUUCAAUAUUUUUCCUGGAAAGAACAAUGUAAUUUUGUUCUAAUUAUUGAGAAAAUGAAAAAUGGUACACUUCCACUUAAUGAAUUCCAGUUCAUUUCUAGUGUAACCUAGAGCCUUUUAGUCAGUGCACUUAUAAACAUGCAUAAAUGUUAAAUUUGUUUACAAGCAAACAUACAAUUCAACAUAAAUGAAGAAUAAAAGUUUACGAUAUUAAAUAAAUAAUGAAUGGAGAUUUA
Molecule: messenger RNA, 7883 nt
Organism: Siniperca chuatsi (mandarin fish)
Lineage: Eukaryota; Metazoa; Chordata; Actinopteri; Centrarchiformes; Sinipercidae
Gene: kcnk3b
Product: potassium channel, subfamily K, member 3b
Exons: 2
Coding region: 510-1685 (391 amino acids)
Biological process (GO): potassium ion transmembrane transport; stabilization of membrane potential
Cellular component (GO): membrane
Molecular function (GO): potassium ion leak channel activity; open rectifier potassium channel activity
Source: RefSeq, a predicted model, not a curated record